This is a messenger RNA of Penicillium lagena, 2250 nucleotides long. Its product is annotated as putative C6 transcription factor. The transcript has 3 exons. The record is from RefSeq and is a predicted model, not a curated record. Gene Ontology annotation, biological process: DNA-templated transcription; regulation of DNA-templated transcription. NCBI's taxonomy places the organism in Eukaryota, Fungi, Ascomycota, Eurotiomycetes, Eurotiales, Aspergillaceae. Gene Ontology annotation, molecular function: DNA-binding transcription factor activity, RNA polymerase II-specific; zinc ion binding; DNA binding. Bases 1 to 2250 code for a protein of 749 amino acids.
AUGGUGGAUCCGACCAACCCCGCUGUCAAGCUUUCAGGAGCUGCGGUUCAGUCUCGAUCGUCUGCGCCGCGGGUCCGGCUCAGCUGCGAAGAUUGCCGCCUGCGCAAAGUGAAAUGCGAUAAGCUCAGCCCUUGUACAAGCUGCGUGCGGCUCGGCUUUGCCUGUCGACCUGUUGAAAGAGCCCGUCUGCCGCGAGGCCGGGCAAGGAAGCUCCCCGAACGGGAUCAGGGCUUCGACAGGGGAUUAGCAGAUCGAGUCGCGAAGCUCGAACAGCUUUUGAAACAAGUCACCGCGGAGCGUGAUGGUGAUUCGACCUCCUCUAAGCCGCCACCGUCGACGGUACCCGGCACCAACACCAAGCACGGCUUUGAAACCGAGAUAGUCGGUGUCAAGGCUUGGCAAGAUCAUCCCUCCAUGACCAUGAGCCCGCCGCAUCGGCCUCGCCCGUCGACGACUUACUUGGCUAGUUCAUUUUGGGAAGAUAUUAUGCAGCAGACACAAGAACUGCGCGCUGUUCUGGAUGACCGUCUUGAAAACGAGCAGCUGGAAACCAGGCAACCAUCUGACAACGAGACUUCACUUGUCAGCUCCGCCACCCCGGAAAGCGUAUCCAACUCACCUGUGUUUUAUCGAGGCGGCAGUAUCUCAGCUCUAACGCGUCGAAGCCUGUGCGAGAUCUACUUGCGCAAUGUUGAUCCGGUGUUCAAGAUCCUGCAUCGUCCCUCGCUAAUUGCAUUCCUUCACGAUGAACAGCCAUACCUUGACUAUGAAUUGGAUCACCAGGUCCCAGCCACCCUGGCUUCUGCUGUCUACUAUGCGGCUGUGUGUACGAUGGAUGACUCGCAGUGCCAACUGCUAUUUGGUACAGACAAAACAACAGUAUCAGCCAAUCUCCAGAGGCAAACCGAUGCCAUGCUGAGAAAGGCCGAUUUUGUGGCCACCAAUGAAUUGACUGUCUUACAGGCGUAUGUUAUUUCAUUGCUUGCUGCCCGCUGCCAAGAUCAAAGCCGACGCGUGUGGACCAUGCUUGCCAUGGCUCUCCGAGUAGGCCAAGCGCUCUGUCUUCAUAUGCGUGAUCCACCUUUUCAUGUCAACCCUUUCGAGCAGGAAAUGCGUCGGCGUACUUGGCAAGCCAUUGGGGUUCUCGACAUGGCAGCCUCGUUGGACCGGGCAUCUGAACCAAUGAUGCAAUCUGCAUGGUUAAUGUCACAUCCACCCGCAAACAUCAAUGAUGAAGAUAUCUGGUUCGACAUGGUUGAACCGUUUGAGGAAUCCCCCGAGGGCACAUUCACGGACAUGACCCACACAUUAAUCAUUGCAGAAGCACAGUCGGUAGCCAGAUCGAUUGCGUUUACUGAUUUUAUUGAGGAAGCCGUGAAAAUCAUGAGCAUUCGACAGCAGAAGCUGAAUGACUUCCAGCGAACGGUGUCCACUCUCUUGACUGGGUCCAGACCAGAGCUAUCCGCCUUUCAACUGUAUGUGAGAAGGACAGCAACGAUCAUCCAUGGCUGGUUGCAGCUGGGAAUUUUACGACCAAUUUCAAGAAGUCGACACUUCACCCCUCCUCCGGUUCCAGGAGAUUGGCUUCUCAGGUUGGCCGCUGAUAACUUGCAGAAAGCACACGAAUCAUAUAGCGAUCCUACCAUGGCUCCAUGGGCGUGGUUCGGAUCUUUGUGGGUUCCGUGGCAUGGACUGGCAGUUGCCCUUGCGGAGAUGUGCGUGUGCAAGGAUCCGGUCACACUGUCCAAGUACUGGCCAGUGGUAGAGGAAACGUACCACCGAUCUAGCUUCUUGAUUGCUGAUUCCCAGCAUGGAAUGCUGUGGAAGCCUCUAGAGAAGCUCAUGGACCAGGCACGAACCCACAAGAGAGAAUUGCUAGGCAACGAGUCCCCUUGCGAAGCAAUUGACCAAGUCUCGCCGGGUGACAUUUUCUUUGCUUCUGUUCCUGAACGGCCGAUGCAGCCAAUAAAGCCCGAACUGUUGAACGCCGAACAACUGAACGCUCAGGCUGCGGCGAACUCUCCAUUACGUUGGGGUACGUCGAAUAUUGCUACCGGCCACCAAUUCAACCCAGCUGUCGCAAUACCACAGACAACUAUGCCGUUUACACCCUUCCCAAACAUAUGUGAUGAGGUGGACUUUGCCGAUACGGAGUUACAAGGUCCUAUCGACAACAACGCGUGGGUUAACUACGAUAACUUUAUUGGUGAUUUAUAUGCUAGUCCGGAUUGCUUUUUCUUGCCACGAUGA